Molecule: messenger RNA, 5385 nt
Organism: Cheilinus undulatus (humphead wrasse)
Lineage: Eukaryota; Metazoa; Chordata; Actinopteri; Labriformes; Labridae
Gene: slitrk2
Product: SLIT and NTRK-like family, member 2
Exons: 1
Coding region: 834-3542 (902 amino acids)
Biological process (GO): positive regulation of synapse assembly; regulation of presynapse assembly; axonogenesis
Cellular component (GO): membrane; glutamatergic synapse
Molecular function (GO): protein binding
Source: RefSeq, a predicted model, not a curated record
UGUGCGGAGCGGAGGAGGAGGAGGACCGGCGGAUACAGACAGGAGUUAUGCCUCAGCUCCGGGAUUAUAAAUCUCCCCUGGCUUCACUCUUUUUCACGCGUGCUGCUUUUUCUCCCAUUUUUCGAUUUCGACUCUACUUUUAUCUCCCCUCUUUCUUCUGGAGAAGGAAAUAAGGAAAGCCAGCCGUGCGUCAUGGCGCGUCUUUGCGCAUUUUUUCUGGAUCUUUGAAAGGAGAAAAGUGACUUCUCUUGCCUGGACUAAAAUGACGCGCUUUCUGUGCGUGGGGGAGAAGAGAGGCAGCGUUUCGCAGCCCGUGUCUCUCUGUGAAUAUUUGGCUGCAGCUGCUGGUGAUCUGCGUGAAGCCACUGAAUAAAUCGCUCUCUGUAAGGAAAAAAAAGGUUGCAGCGAGCGGCUUUUUCUCCCCCCGAGUCUCCUCUGCCUCUGACUAUGUGCCAAGUCAAUUCACCACAUAGCUGAUUUGUCAUGGUUUCCUCUUUUUUUAUUUUUCAUGAUUGAUUUUUUUCAGGAGGGAUUUUGGAUUUUUUUGGAUUCAAAGCGAAGGUCAAUAGAGAGAUUUGCGCAUCACUCUUGCGUCACGCUCCCAUUUUUAAACCAAAUAACGGUGUUGCGCCAGUUUUUUGGAAGCCUGUGUGCUUGUGUGUGAGAGAGUGUGUGCUUUUGUGUGAGUGUGAGCGCCUCUGCCUGCUUGCCCCCCCCCCCUCACUCUCCCAACAGCAAGAAGUCAUCCCCUGAUAUUUUUCUUUUCACACAAGGCUCACGCUGCAAAGUUAAAUGCUGGAUCUAUAUUUCAGCAACCAUUUUUGGCUGUAAAAAUGCUGAGCGGCGUCCUCUUUCUGAGCGUCCUCACGGUCACAAGCCUGACACCGUCCGAAACGCAGAGCCGCAAAACUUCAGCCUCAAAAGAAAUCUGCAAGAAUCGCUGCACCUGCGAGGAGAGGGAGAAUAUUCUCAACAUCAACUGUGAGAAUAAAGGAUUUACCACAGUCAGUCAGUUCUCAGCGCCCCCUAAUAAAAUCUCUCAGCUUUUUCUAAAUGGAAACUUCCUGUCAAGGCUAGGCGCCAAUGAGUUUGUCAAUUAUGGCAAUGUCACUUCGCUGCAUCUUGGGAAUAAUGGCUUGCAGGAGAUCAAAACUGGCGCUUUUAACGGGCUGCGCUUUCUGAAGCGGCUCCAUUUGAACAAUAACAACUUGGAGGUGAUAAAAGAGGACACGUUUGCAGGACUGGAGAGUUUGGAGUAUUUACAGGCAGACUAUAAUUAUAUCAGUGCCAUAGAGCCCGGAGCUUUCAGUAAGCUGAAUAAACUGAAAGUGUUGAUCUUAAAUGACAACCUGCUCUUAUCUUUGCCUCCCAACAUAUUUCGCUUUGUGCUGCUCACACACUUGGAUUUACGAGGCAACCGGCUCAAGAUGCUGCCGUUUGCUGGGGUUUUAGAGCACAUAGGUGGGAUAAUGGAGAUCCAGCUGGAGGAGAACCCAUGGAACUGCACUUGUGAUCUGAUUCCCCUCAAAUCCUGGCUGGACACCAUCUCUGUGUUUGUAGGGGACAUUGUGUGCGAGACCCCGUUCAGGCUGCAUGGGAAAGACAUCACCCAGCUCAUAAAGCAGGAUCUGUGCCCUCGCAGGAAUGCUGGUGAGCGUGCUCAUCCCCCCUCUGACUCUCACUUUCAAGGGGCCCUGCCCCCGACCUACCACCCAGGCGGGAUCACCCCCACUCGAGCCCCGAAAGCUUCCCGCCCACCUAAGAUGCGAUACAGGCCCACUCCUCGGAUUUCAAAAGACAAACAUGUCUUUGGGCCCAUCAUGGUUUACCAGACACGCUCCCCUGUGCCCAUGUUGUGUCCAAGUGUGUGUGUGUGCACAUCACAAAACCCGGACAGUGGCCUGAACAUUAAUUGCCAAGAGCGGAAAUUGCAUAACAUCAGUGAGCUGAACCCUAAGCCCUCCUACCCCAAGAAACUCCACCUGACCGGUAACUACUUACAAGUGAUUUACAGGACUGACCUCACUGAGUACAGCUCACUGGAGCUGCUUCAUUUAGGAAAUAACAGGAUAGCAGUGAUUCAGGAAGGGGCUUUUGAAAACCUCACAAACCUCAGGCGGCUCUAUCUGAAUGGGAAUUACAUUGAAUCUCUUUCUCAGUCUCUCUUUGCCGGGCUGCAGUCCCUGCAGUAUCUGUAUUUGGAAUACAAUAUCAUCAAAGAUAUUUUACCACAAACUUUUAACUCUUUACACAACCUGCAGCUGCUUUUUCUGAACAACAACCUGUUAAGAUCGCUCCCUGACAAUGUGUUUGGUGGCACAAUGCUAACAAGACUCAACCUGCGGAAUAAUCAUUUCUCCUACCUGCCGGUUCGAGGGGUCUUGGAUCAGCUUUCAGCGUUCAUCCAGAUUGACCUCCAGGAGAACCCCUGGGACUGCACAUGUGACAUUGUGGCACUCAAAAACUGGAUGGAGCUGUCUAGUACCAGCGUGGUGGUUAAUGAAAUUACUUGUGACUCUCCUUCUAAACAUGCAGGUCGCCUUCUUCGCUCACUUCGCAAUGAGGCCAUCUGCCCUGAGCCCAGUGAGGUGCCACCACCUCAACAUGCCCCCCCUACAAAAUCCCCAACAUUAAUAAGCCCUGGCACAGUGGCUUCAACACCCACCCCUUCCUCUUCUAUUUCUUCUUCUCCUUCUUCUUCUUCUCCUUCUUCUUCAUUUAGCUCUGUCAGCCCCACCGAAUCCCGAAUCCACACUCCUGAGCUGCACCCUGAGGUUCCUCUUUCGGUCCUGAUUCUUGGGCUCCUGGUUGUUUUCAUCCUUUCAGUCUGCUUUGGUGCAGGCCUCUUUGUUUUUGUUCUGAAGCGACGCAAAGGAGUUGAACACGUCCCCACAGGCGCCAAUAACUUAGAUCUAAACUCAUUCCAAGUGCAAUAUGGCUCCUACACUCCUGAACCCACCCAAGACAAAUCCUCUGAAAGCCACGUUUAUAACUACAUCCCUCCACCUGUGGGCUCCAUGUGCCAAAACCCAAUCUACAUGCAGAAAGAUGGAGAACAGGUGGCAUAUUACCGCAACCUGAAGGAACUCAGCUUUGGGCCCCUGGAUGCGAAAAAGGGUGACGCUCAGAGCCGCAGCCCGGGGGCCUACACCAUCAGCACAAUGGAUUUUAUGGAUAAAUCUCCCACAUCAUGUGGUUUGACCACACCGGACCCUCCUGAGAUGCUGUAUCAGAAUUUAGGGGAGAGGCCCAAUAAGGAGCUCCCCACAGCUGCAGGCGCCCCCCCUUUUCACUACAACUUUUGCACUUUACCCAAGAGACCUUGUAUCGUGCCCCCCUAUGAGGUCGCUACAGCUCGACGGCAUAUCACCAAUCAGGACAGGUUGAACAAAACCGUGCUGUACGGGACCCCCAGGAAAUACUUUGGGGCAGAAAACCCCUCCAAAAACAAUGAGCACCCGCUGCUGCUCCCUGGGAAGCUAAAAACAGAACCAGACUACCUGGAGGUUCUGGAGAAACAGACUGCGAUGAGCCAACUGUAAGAUAGCGACAAUUCCCCCCUUUUCCCCCUCCCCUCUUCCCAGGUUCUGUGCAGCAUUCAUAAUAAUCACGCAGUUACUGUAAUAAUAGCCCUCUCUAUAUAUCUAUCUUAUCUAUCUGUGUUCAAUCUUACAUGAUUGAUGGAAGCGAACCGAAGUCUUUGAUGAUUUUUCUUCAUUUUCUUCUCUUUUUUUUUCCUUUUAAAGCUGUAUAAAAGGAGUAUAAGAAAUAUAUUAUUAUGCAGUUCUAUUUUUUUCCCCCUGGAAGGUAUAAAUUAUUUCUUCUUUUUUUUGGAAAAAUGAACCUCUAAAGACUUUGAUGACAGCAGGUAUACCAUGGGCGGGACUGUGUACAAAUACGGCUUUGUGCUUUUCAUAAAACUGUAUUUUAAAUCCCUGUGAAAAUAUGGAUAAAGUCUGAAAUGAUUAUUCUUUGUAGAAGAGGAAAUGCUCCGGAUCGACAUUCCUGUACAUAUUAAGCAUACAAAGAUAAAUGGUGAGUGUUAAACCAUGAAAGGGAAACCUUUUCACAAUCCAACAAGCGGCAAAAUCUUACGAUACUCCAGAAAGUGCCUUUGCACUCAACUAUUUUAUCAACAAUGCUCUCUGCAAAAUGGAAAUGUUCCUUUUUUUGAAAGUGCUGUAUUUUAAAGAAUCAAAUCUUUAUGUAUAAUAGAAGACUUAUUUGUCUGUUUAAAAAGAUGAAAAAUGAACAAAAAAAAAGAGACUGUGAAAUGAUAAUGGAGUUCUUGACAGGGAGAAUCAUGUCAUUUUGCUUUCCAUAUGAAGUGUCUUUGGAGAUGUAAAACUUAUAGAGAAUAUUGUAUGCUAUAGGGGAGCAAUACAAUGAGGCGAAGUUGCGCCAUUAAACUUUCACUGAAGCACUUUGUCAAGAUCCUGAGCUUGAGGUACAUUUUUGCUUCAAAUGUGCAUAAUUAUUUGUGGCUGCUGGUGCUGCUGUGUGCUGUGGGCUGUUUGUGUGUGGUGGGAGCUAGAGAAAAUGCCUGCAGCUCCUCCUUCUCUCUCUCUCUCUCUCUCUCUCUCUCUCUCUCUGUCCGCUGAGAUGUGAUGGCUCCUCCGGUGAUUGACGAGGUGCAUUUUUUGGCUGCUGCCUAUCUUGACUGAUAGCCACAGCUUCCUUUUUUCUCUGACCUGACACUGCAUUUUCAAGGUUUUCUCCCACUUCUGCCAACCCCCCUUCCCUCUGUGAAAGUGCCUCUUCAUCCAUCUAAUGCUGCACAGACAAUAUGUUUGAUGUAAGGGUUCAAUAAUUUUUGUUCAUCAGGGUCAAGAAUGCUUCAGUUUUAGUGAGUGCUGGAAAGCGUGGAGGGUACAAGUUAAUCCUAGCCUGAAGAGAGAUAUGUAGACAGAAAAAUGUGCUUUUUUUUUACAACUGCUGCUCCACAGGAUUGUAAUCUUACAGCAGAGAAGAAGUGUCAGUAGUGGAGUAAUUAACAGUGGGGAAUUGCCUAUUGUCAAAGAAAAAUGUGCCGAUGCUGAAAAUGGAGGUCUGAUUUAACGACUCUGCUUGAAGCUGUUUCUCACUGAAUGUAGCAUUCCUCUGCAUCCUGAUACUCAUCCAUGCAGGCUGAUAGAAAUGAAGCAUUUUAACAGGUGCUGCUUCUCUUGCAGUAGGAAGACUUUUUCAUAACAUAUUAUUGUCAUAAAUGCUGCAAGGAGUCUGUGAGAAACCACCUCUUUUGAGCCCACCAUGACAAAAUGUUGUAUUUUAUCUACCCGCCGUGUGUUUAAAAGCCUGUCUUCGUCUCUCUUGACAUGGAUGAACUGUGCUCCCCGCUCUAAUGCUAAUUCUGUUUUGUGUCCUUCAACUCGAGUUGACAUUGGC